AUGGAGAAUCCAUUCACACUCGUCGAGUAUUCAAGGGAAGAACUGUGCCCAGCAUGCAGAGACCUGCCGCCGGUCAAGCAUCUCCCAAGCUACGAGCAUGUGCUUCAUGACAACUUCAAUUCGUUUCUUUCGUGUCCCUGUCUGUUCUGUGUCUGGCUUCAGAAGGCCCAAAAGGCCGACCUGACAUCCCGUGACCGCGACCGUCUGAUCAAGGAGAACCCGGCCGUGUGUUUGUUCGGGAAUCUCCACGCCACCCCGCAAACCAUCAACCUGGGAAAUCAGCUGUCUGAUUUGCCCGAAGUGUACCUUCACCUCUUUGCCGAUCCCCGUAGGUUGCCCAAAGCAGGCAGGGAUCCCUUCCCUGACACUCGGUCGGAUCAAGCAUUCGAGGCCAUCAACGGCUGGAUCGAGAAUUGUGCUUGCAACCACGAGUCAUGCAAGCCACCCGAUGAUACACUCCUGCCCUCGUACAUUGUUGAUGUCGGUUCGUCUGGGCACGGCUGCUGCCGCCUCCUCGUGACAGGCGGGCAACAGAAGGGACGCUACGCAGCUCUGAGCUACGUCUGGGGCGUCUCGCUGCAGGACCAGCCCGUCUACUUGAGCAAAGAGAGCCAGCCGAGGCUCACGCACGAAAUCCCCGAAGACAAGCUGCCCCCGACGAUCAAGGACGCGGUUUUGGCCACACGGAAGCUCGGGAUCCGGUAUCUCUGGAUCGACGCGCUCUGCAUCCCCCAGGAUGACGAGGCCGUCAAGACGGCCGAAAUCGCCAAGAUGCACCGCAUCUUUGGCGAUGCCUUUGUGACCAUACAGGCAGCUCGCGCCAAGUCGGUCAAAGAAGGUUUCUUGCACCAGAUGCCACCGCCGUCAGACCUCCCUCACCAGAAACUACGCUACGACGGAGUCGACGACCCGGACCCUGGAUUCGUUUACAUGAGAGCCGCGCCGGUCUCGACCCAGGAGGGGCCGGUCGGCACGCGCGCCUGGUGCUUCGAGGAAGGCGUGCUGUCGAGACGCGUCCUGCAGUACGCCAAAGAGAGGAUCACCUACGAAUGCCUUGCGGGGAGGAAGUCCGACGACGGGAGUUGGAGGCCGAGAGGGACCUACACUGCCUCCGGGCCCGGCUUCUUCAGCCCGGCCUCGUGGCAUCAGGGAUCGCCCAUUUCCAACGACAAAAAGGUCAAAGAUCCCCGGUUGGACGUGCUUAGGGCGUGGUACAUGUGUCUGGACAACUGGUACACGCCCAGGUUCCUCACCAAGAAACGGGACCGCUUACCUGCGAUUGCGGGUGUAGCACGCCGUAUUCAAGACCGCGUUGGUGGCGGAUUUCUGGCCGGGUUGUGGGAAUCGGACAUGAUCUGGGGUCUCUUAUGGUCCUCGCGCCGCCUGAUUGGGGUCAAGUUUUUGAACAAAGAUAUUGAGAAGGAGUGGAAGGAGAGAUGGGGGGCUCAAACGCUUAUGGUGCGUCCUCAAGGCGAUGCUCGCGCACCUUCGUGGUCGUGGGCUUCUUUGGACGGGCCAACGUUCCAUCCCACACCUAGACGAUGGAGUGGAAAGCAUUGGUCUGUUGCAGAGAUAUUGCAUUAUCCAGUAGCAGCCGUUGGAAAUACCCUAGGGAAGUUGGAUGAUGACAGACUUAUACUCUCCGCGCCCGUUCGACGGGGACAUGUUGUCCUGGAUGGAGAGCGGAACACGGAGUUGCAGCUCCAGGUCAGAUCAUCUCCACAACAGGAAAUCAAGGCCCUGCUGGAUGAAGCCAGCGAAUCGUUCAUCGCUCUCGGGAAAUUCGACAUUGAAAAGAAUCUUCCGCAGACCGUCUGGUGUAUUCUCAUUCUCAACUCCAUGGGUCUCAUCCUUGUGCCGCACGGUGGCAAUGAAAGAACUUUUAGGCGAGUUGGUACUUUCGACCCAGUGGUUCCCUGGGAGACUGAGAGCAAGAUGGAAAUAUGCAUUCGAUGA
Messenger RNA from Diplodia corticola, 1956 nucleotides. RefSeq names its product het-domain-containing protein. The record is from RefSeq and is a predicted model, not a curated record. The transcript is spliced from 2 exons. NCBI's taxonomy places the organism in Eukaryota, Fungi, Ascomycota, Dothideomycetes, Botryosphaeriales, Botryosphaeriaceae. The coding region runs from base 1 to 1956 and encodes 651 amino acids.